Molecule: messenger RNA, 1880 nt
Organism: Pollicipes pollicipes
Lineage: Eukaryota; Metazoa; Arthropoda; Thecostraca; Pollicipedomorpha; Pollicipedidae
Exons: 12
Coding region: 261-1880 (539 amino acids)
Source: RefSeq, a predicted model, not a curated record
UUCCAGAGUAGGGCAUGUGACUCUGUGACUACCACAGUGAUACAUUGUUCAUCUGGUUUGAGCAUACAUCUGCUGGUAUGAACACACACUCCUGAUAUAUGAUGCAUGGCCAGAUAAAUGACUUAGGUACUCUGUUGUUUUCAGAUAUUGGAUGUGGAUGAGGCACCUGGCACAAAUUGCAUAAAUGCAUGUAUUUGCAAACAUGCCACAACACUGGCAAGUCUGACAUUGUUUUUUUCAAGUAACUGGAUGAAACCACCAUGGCACAAAAAACACCCAGUUUGUGGGCUGUGCUGUUGAAAAGCAUGGCUGGCAUGGGUCAUCAAAGCAGCAGACAGUCCAAUGUGGCUCUGCUGCUUCUUUUUCUAUGCAUAUUCCAGUGUGUUCCGGCAGGAAGGGGGCAUUCUUGUCACAGUUGUGCUGAUCCAUUUAUGUGGAAAAAGAGCUGUGAUAACCAGGUAAAGAAGAUUGUGGACUUCUCUGGUCUCUGUCCAAGAUGUGAAUCAGCAGUUUCAUGCAGCCACCAGAUUGCCGAAGGUCUGCCACCUACAGGAUGCAUUUUUGCUAAAGGAUGCCCGGCGAACGCGAGCGGCGAGCCGUCUCUCCUGCAGUGCAACGGACCCUCCGGACCAUCCUGCAAAUGCCCCGACCAACCGGACGGGGGAGCGGGAGCGGGAGUGGCCGGUUGGCUGGAGGACCUCGUCACCGUCACGGCCUACCCGUACGUAUGCAACUGCACCGUCGAAACCGGCUUCACCACGGCGCUCGACAUACGCGUCAACCUCACCGGCUGGAGAGCGCUGGGUCUGGUGCUGCUGCGGGGCCUCAACAACAUCAGGUGUGUCGAGUUCCGGUUGUCGCCGGCGGCGGCGGGCCACUCGCCUGCCCGGCUGCAGUACGACUGUCCGACCUUCCCGCCCAAGGACCAGGGUACCCGGGUGCAGCUGCAGCUGUGCGCCGGCAUGCAGACGGUCAACUACCGCCUGCGGCUGCCCUUCCUCAACAACAUCUCGGAGCCGGCGCUCGCCUCCUGGGAGCCGCUGGUGCUGGUGCACAUGCACCGCUGGGACCGGCUGGUGUUCAGCGUGCAGCGGGCGCCGCCGACGCUCUGCGUGCGCCGCUACUCUCUGCAGCUGGUGCUGUGCGAGCGGGCCGACUGCCAGGCGCACCGGCCCAUCGUCGGCACCGAGCUGCAGCGCGAGGAAGACUGUUCGAAGAGUGGGACGGACGCUGGCAGCUUCCGCGUGGAGUACGAGCUGCCGUCGGUCGGUGGCAACAUCUCGCUGCUGGUGGUGCCCGAGGGCGGCCGGCCCACCCUGUCAGCGGCCAUCGACUACGCGACUCCGGACACGCUGUACAUAGUGGCUGUGGUCAUCCUGGUCACCGUACUCCUGCUGGUUGUCGCCGUCGUCGUCUGGAUCAAGUACUUCCGCAAACUACCCAAAUGCCUGGACGUGCUGGUGGUGUACAACCGCAACACGAAUCUGGUCCGGCUGUUGGCGUCCGGCCUGGAAAAGUACUGUCUGGUGAAGCCAAAGAUGGACAUUGUCGACAUCCCGCGAGCGGACGCCGGAAUGGACCCGGCUGAGUGGCUGACAACGGAGCUGAAGCGCUGUCGGCAUGUGUUGGUGCUGGUGUUCCCCGAUACGACGGCGCCGCCCAUCUACCCUCGCCUCUUCUCGAUGGCGCUUCACCACCUCAAGAUGGACGCCGGCAGGAAGACGAGGCCCCCCGAGCGGCGCGACUAUGAGUUCGCCAACCACGUGCCCUCGGUAGACGAGCUGUUGGAGAAUGGUGGCCCGCGCCUGUCGCUCGGUCCACCCGGCCGCCACGCCGCGGCCGCCGCCGACCAGGACGACGACGAUAUUCAGUGGCACUAG